Molecule: messenger RNA, 4154 nt
Organism: Acanthaster planci (crown-of-thorns starfish)
Lineage: Eukaryota; Metazoa; Echinodermata; Asteroidea; Valvatida; Acanthasteridae
Molecular function (GO): zinc ion binding
Source: RefSeq, a predicted model, not a curated record
AUGACUUUUUCAUGACUUUUCUAGGUCGUGGGAACCCUGCAUAUACAUGUAGGGGAAUUUGUUUCGGUUUGAUUCAGUCUAAAAAUAGAAAUUGGCAAUUGUGCUUUGACAAUUUGUGUUAUGUACAAGUACUUCCUGCUCAAUUUUUAAGAACUGCUCAGGAAGUACAGUUGUUUAGCCUCUUGCAACGGUUCUGGAAUUGGUUCAUUGACAAUUUGGGACUGACACAGCUUUCACGCACCAAAAAAGGGUGGCUGUUAUCAACACUACCGAUGUUUCAGUCAUUUGGAUUCAUCUAUUAAUAAUCUACUCUGUAACAUUCCCCAUUCUUCUGAACCUCCAGCAUUUAUAUUAAAAUUUCUAACUGAACUGUUUUAGACUGUCUCGAGUCCACGUAAGAUGAGUACAGAGUUAUUGCACGGCCCACUGAUAAUGGCGAAUUUGCUGACCCGAGGACACGUCCCAGCGAUCAAGUGCGAAGCCUGCAGUGAGGGCAACCGGGCAAUUGCAAGAUGCCUGACCUGUGAUGACUUCAUCUGCGGCCACUGCAAGCAAAUGCAUGAGCGCUGGGCAAUACUCAAGUGGCAUCAAAUCCGCACGCUGGCCCAGCUCCGAUCAGGAGAGGUAUCUGAUGCAGGAAAGCUCCAGGGUAAUGCACUGAAAUGUGGAGAACAUCCAGAGGAGAGCAUCCACUUCUACUGUGUCAUUUGUGAGCAGCUACUGUGCACCAUUUGCUGCACUCGACAUCAAAAAUUCUCAAAGCAGUCUAUUGUCAGUCUACUUGAUCCUGAAGUGAGAUGCAAGCAAGGUAUCGUAGGACUGGUUUCAAAACUGCAAGUAGCAGUUGCCGAGUUGGACAAAGCUAGGACUGAGCAAGACAAGUGGUAUGGGAGACUUCAGGCAAAAUUUGACGAAAUUAAAAGAAAGGUGUCCCAGAGAGCUGAUAAGGAGGUUGAAAGGGUUCCUGAUAAGGUUGAACAGAUCAGAAAGGAAAAGGACAACCUGAUACAAGAUUUGAAUAAUAUUUAUCAAGACAAAGUCGAGGAACUGAAAGCAGCGAAAAUCACAAUCAAAAAAGAGGCAGACCAGCUACAAAGUAUGUCAGAUGAAAUCAACUGCCUGGACAGUAAAGCUGACAGUCACAUGCUCCUUGUUCUCAAGCAUAAACUUGAUGGCAAACUGGUAGAACUGAUGGCCAAACAGCACAUGAGAGUACCUGAGAAAGAAAGCUUUGUGACUUUUGAAGAGAGUGAGAGGUGUGGGUCAGUUGGAAGACUUAUUCUGGAUGAUGAAGUCAAACUGCAGCCUUUUACCUCGGUCAAAUCCUCGAGAACAGCAAGGCACAGGAAACAUACUCACAAGGAAUUUUGGGACUUCACGACAUUUCAAAAACCAAAAGAAAGAGAAAAGACACAGUCUUCAAUAUUGUCUUCAUUGCCUUCUGCAGUUGCCAAAGAGAUUGAGAGCCAUAAUUCCAAAGUUGCAGAUCUGAGGCUGCAAGAAGAGCCACAACAUCAGUCUCCAGUAGAGUUGCUGAGGCAACGGCCCGAGGAGAGUUGGAAACUAACAACUGAUCUGAAAACCUUUGGACCAAACCAGACAGAGUUUGCAUUUGUAAAUUACGUUGCGGCAUUCGCCAAGGACAAAAUUGUUGCUGUGGACUUUGGGCAGCGAGAGUUGAUUUCAUUCUCGCCAAACUGCAAUUCACCAACCCCCAACAUUCCACAGAAACUAAGCCUCCCCGACUCAAUCAAGGCAAGCAAUGUUGCGGGAAACAAGAAUGAUUUCCUUGUCAUUCUGGAUGGUCUCUCAGUCAAGGUCUUUGACAAACACUGUCAGUUGCUCCACCAAUUUACACCAAGUGUGGGAAAAGACAGCACAAGGUCAUGCCUUAUCGUGGACGAUGACAAUGUGAUAGCAGUGGGAUAUAGGUACAAAGAGCAGCUAUCAUUCCACACCCUGGAUGGCUCUCACAUUAAGACAAUCCAAACUCCAAUGAUUUGGAAUUAUCUGACUGUCUGCCAGCAACGGCUCAUCUACACCAACUACAAGAGAAAGAAGUUGCUUGUGGUAAGCUACAAUGGUGUCCUGGUUAUCUCAUUGGACAUCAUCGGUGACUUCCAAGGGCAGUGGGGACCGACAGGGGUGUGUUGUGACAGCGAGGGCAGUAUCUAUGUUGCAGUGGAAACAGGAGGGACGUUUGCCGAAAUUCGCAAGUACAGUGCUGACGCUGCUUAUCUCGGCUGUGUCACGAUAGACUGCAGACUUCCGAGGGGUAUCACGUUCACAACUGGUGGUGAAUUGGUGAUAGCUGCAAAGCAUUCUGUGAAAAUCUUUCGUUGCUCAGGGCGGUCAAAACCCUUGACUGAAACUUGAUUUGUCCAGUGCUCUAUGAUUUAAUCUUUAACCAAGGUAAAGCCCUACCUGUAUGAGUGGUAAACCAUUCUCCCUGAAGAUGUCAGGGAGAAAACAAUGACGAAAUUUUUCGUUUGAGAUAUGGGAGGAAAACCCAGAGUAAGUAAUCCGGGGAACCAGAAUUUGGUAGGGCCUGAAAAUCCAAUCAACAUGUUGGCCUGGGUGAGACUUGAACCCUGGGCCACAGAGUUGAAGGUGAAGGCGAGGACAGUUAAACUAUGCCAACCUAAAAAUGAUUCCCCUUAAGAUGACAAGAUGUGGCAGCAAAAUGAACGGCGCUAGAGAAAUCAGCAAGAAAGUAUGUUCUGGAAAAUACAUCAAUGGCAAUGCAGCUAAAUGCAACAGCUAAAUCAUGUUCCAGUUGUAUGCUUCCUGUUGUCAUGAUCUUAACAGGAAAAAUGCCACAUGUGGCUGGCAACACUGUGUUAUUGUAAUCAAGUAAUGAGUGAUUUAAUCUUUAAAUCAAUGCAGGAAGUUUGGAGGGGAGGCACAGCCAAUAAUGGUUGCCAUAUUGAUCAAAUGUGCUGAGUAGUGCUUUGAAGAUACUAACGAGAGCGACAAUGCAUUGUUAAUGACAACUAUCUCAGCAUGUCCCCAGCAUAAAGCUCACUUCAAUUUUAUUUCAGGAUGAAUCCACUUGCUUGAGUAACUGUCAGGCAUGCAACUUGGACAUUGACAAAAAUGAAAAAAUGCCAAUCUUUACAAGACUCUGUACAGUGUUUUUCAAUUCUUAAUUAUAUGAGGGUGAAGUCAGCUGAUCCACAGAAAAGUUGCAUGCCUGAAUUGUAAUAUUGUAUACUACAAAGAAAGUGAAAUUCUGGCAUGUUCAAAAUCUAUUCUCAAAUCUUUAGUUUUAUGAUUUUCUUUCAUUACACAGUUACUGGUUAUGAAAACAUAAAGUUAGAUACUAUAAUGAUUGACCCAAAUUUGUGGACUUCAUAGAAUUCUGUGAGGUUGGACUUGAAAAUUUAUUGAAAUUUGUUCAAGUGCAUCACAAUGUGACAUCCCAUGACAAAUUCUGAGCCUAAUUUAUGAAUGUCACCUUUUCUGAUAUUUGGAGUACAUUUCAGAAUAAACUUUUGUACAUAUAAGGCAAACUGUGUAAAAAAUAAAUAUGUAAUAUAUACAUGUAACUGAAUAAGAUGGAAGGCCCGCUUCAAAGACAUUCGGUGACACAUUUAGGCUAUUGGUAGAAGAAAAUGUCACGAAAAGCUGUAAGUAUGUGGACCAUCAAAAGGAAAUCAACUUCAACCCAGGAGAAUAGACAGCUUAAAUUUCAUGGUGCAAACGACCACUAAUAGCUAGGCCUUGGUCCUAGUUCAGUAGGCCUAAAAAAAAAAAAAAAGAAAGAAAGAGGCAAUUCCUUCCUUUAAGCCCCCACUUCACAAUUAAUUUAAUCAACACUAAAGAGGGAAUUUGGUCAAAAGUUUCUUUUCUUUUUUUUUUGGUAUUAAAAAGAUCUUUCAAACAUUUAGUCUCAACCUGUUCCUAUUUUAUAGGAAACCACAAGUUAAACAGCUCAAUCAUGUUCCAGUUGUAUGCUUCCUGUUGUAACGAUCUUAACAAGAAAAAUGGCACAUGUGGCUGCAACACUGUGUUAUUGUAAUCAAGUAAUGAGUGUAUUUUUUGAAGCAAGUUCCCUUUCCUUUGGUAGAUAUGCGAUUCUCACAGUUGGUUUCCUGGACUACUUUAUGGUACACACGCACCAUUUCAACAUAUGAAGCCCUGUCAGAUUGGAG